AUGAGCGAAGAUAUUUUCCGCAAGAUGGGGGACCCCCAGAGUGGGAAACCAGCGGUGGGGAGCCUUUCAAUGGACACUGCGGAUGCUGACUCCCCUGCCGUGGACACCAACAACGUGGGAACCCCCACAGUAAUGAGCUUUAACAUGGAAACAAAAAACAACAUCAAGUACGCCGGAAUCUGCAUCUAUAAUACGAAUACGAAUGAGUUCUCCCUCUGUGAAUACAUCGAAAAUGAACACUUCACCAUUUUAGAAUCUUUGCUGAUACAGUGCAGACCGACAUGCUUCUUAUAUCUCUCCAAUAACGACAAACUGGACGACAAGAGGAUAAAGCUAAUACUAAGUUUGUGUGAAGUAAAACACCGUGAGUUAGGAAAGACUGAUUUUUACAACACAUGCUCGAUGGAAAAUGACCUGAGUAAGUUAUUAAAACCAACAGAAGACGUGAAGAAUUGUAUCUCCUUUUUUAAGAUGCAGUUGGCUUGUCGGUCAUUCACCAGCAUCGUCAAACAUAUGAACUUGCUCAAUGAUUACAGUGCUACGAAUAAAUGUCUACUAACGAAUUACAACAUAAAUAGGUACUUAAAAUUGGAUAGGGCUGCCACCAUCGCGCUGAAUGUUCAUGAGGAACAUAUGUUGGGAGAGAAGAAGACAACCUGCAGAAGAGGGAGCAACUUGACCCUCUACACCUUUUUAAACAAAUGCAAAACGAAGAUAGGGGAACGGAAGCUCCUCCAGUGGGUGAUGCACCCGAUAAGAGACGAGGCGAAAAUUAAUGAGAGGCUAGACAUGGUCAGCAUAUUAAAGGAGGAUGGAGUCAUGAGGUCCAUGAUACAGUCGGAUUACCUUCGAAAAAUUAGCGACCUCGAUGUUAUAAUAAAAAAGUUAAAAAUCGUUCACAGUAACGCGGUUCAGGGGGAGGUAGAGGGAACCGCGCGUAGAGUGGGGGCGGGAAAAAUGAAGGGGGGAAAAAACGUGUGCACUAUUGAAGACUUGGUAAAAAUGUACGACUCGGUGGUCGUGUCGAAACGGAUCUACUACUGCUUAAAUGAGUAUGAAGGAAAGUACAGAAACACGUUGGAAAAGAACUUCCUGACGCCACUGAAGGAGGUGCUCAUCAGCCUGGACUCCUUCGUAAAGCUAAUCGAACUGACGGUAGACUUCGACGAAUUGUCAAAUAACAAUUUUUUAAUAUCUCGUAAAUUUGACGAGCAGCUAGAAAAACUAGCUAGCGAAAAGGACGAAACGUUAAGAAUGAUAAAGGAGCACAGACAAGAAGUGGAAGACGACAUUAAUCAUCUGAAGGGAGUUAGCAAAAAGAACAACGCAAAGGAAGACAUAAAAUUAGUUGACUGUAAUGUAAACACGUUCCUAUUUAGAGCUGUUAAAAAGGAUAUAUCCUCAAUUCAGCAGAGGAAAAAAACCUACUUCCAAGUAAGGAUGAAUAAAAGUGAAAUACUAUUCACUACGAAUAAACUGAAGGAACUGUGCAAAAGGUAUGAAUACAUACUGCAAGAUUAUAACCUAUCGCAGGAACAGCUAGCUAGUAAGGCCAUCCAGGUAGCGUCAUCCUAUUGGGAGCCCACUACCAAAUUGGCAAAACUAAUUGCACAGAUUGACGUACUCAGCGCAUUUGCCUUUGUCAGUGCGUCUAGUUUAUCUGUUUAUGUUAGACCUAUUGUGGAGACAAACGGACAGGUACUACAACUUAUAGAAUCAAGGCACCCCCUUGUGGAGUCCAAUUUUCUGUUAAUGAAUAAUUUUAUUCCAAACGAUGUGCACAUGAAUAAGACAGACAAACGGUUGAAUAUUAUAACGGGCCCAAACAUGGGGGGAAAAAGUACCUACAUAAGACAGAUAGCCUUAAUAUGCUUAAUGGCGCAAAUUGGAUGCUUUGUCCCUUGCACAUAUGCUAAAAUACCUAUUUUUUCUCAAAUUAUGUGUAGAGUAGGUUCCUCCGAUAUUCAACUUAAAGGCAUAUCAACCUUCUUCUCUGAGAUGAUAGAAAUUUCAGCCAUUAUAAAAAAUGCAGAUGAAAAUACUCUUGUCAUUAUAGACGAAUUGGGAAGAGGUACCUCCACCUAUGAAGGGUUUGGUAUCAGCUGGGCGGUAGCUCAGUACAUCCUCAACAAAAUAAAAUGCUUUUGCUUAUUUGCUACUCACUUCCACGAAAUGUCUAACCUGGAAGAUGAAUACCAAGGAGCUACUAACAACCAUGUCGGGGCAAAAAUUGAUCCAGAAAAAAAAAAAAUUUCCUUCCUCUACGAAAUUAAGAAAGGCUAUGCUGAUAAAAGCUACGGAGUACAUGUGGCUCAGAUAGCCAAGCUACCGCAAAACGUUAUCGACAAGGCCUUUGAAAAAUCCAAGGAAUUGGAGUCUGUUGAAAAUAGGCACUACUUUCGGACCAAGAUGACCGGAACUAAUCAGGACGAUGUGCACAAGACGGACACACAAAACAAAACCCACGAUUUGUUGUGCAGUAUUUUCUCCUCCACAGAUGAGCAGCAGUUCAUUUCGCAGGUCGGGGAGCGUACCGCUGCGCUGAAGGAGGUGCUUCACGAGAUGUAG
Messenger RNA from Plasmodium coatneyi, 2568 nucleotides. RefSeq names its product DNA mismatch-repair protein. The record is from RefSeq and is a predicted model, not a curated record. Gene Ontology annotation, molecular function: ATP-dependent DNA damage sensor activity; ATP binding; mismatched DNA binding. Gene Ontology annotation, biological process: mitotic recombination; mismatch repair. Gene Ontology annotation, cellular component: MutSalpha complex; nucleus. Bases 1 to 2568 code for a protein of 855 amino acids. The transcript has a single exon. Lineage: Eukaryota; Apicomplexa; Aconoidasida; Haemosporida; Plasmodiidae.